Messenger RNA from Salvelinus sp. IW2-2015, 3859 nucleotides. RefSeq names its product flotillin-2. Gene Ontology annotation, cellular component: cytoplasmic vesicle; plasma membrane; flotillin complex. Gene Ontology annotation, biological process: protein localization to plasma membrane; regulation of myoblast differentiation. Lineage: Eukaryota; Metazoa; Chordata; Actinopteri; Salmoniformes; Salmonidae. The record is from RefSeq and is a predicted model, not a curated record.
UAGCUAGGCUACGUCACAGUCUUGAUUUCAGGCGAGGGCUUGCAGGAGAUUGAAUAGGAAGGUGGCAGAGACGCUGUGAAUAUUUACUUUUUUUAAAUCGAUUUAACCACACAACCAAAGUAUAUUACAAUACAGAAGGGUUUCACGCAUAUUUGUGAGGAUAUAUCACCGGAAGAAGAUGGGUAGCUGCCUUACAGUUGGACCAAAUGAAGCCGUGGUUGUUUCUGGUGCCUGUUGUGGCUCAGAUGAGAAGACCUACAUGGUGGGGGGCUGGGCCUGGGCCUGGUGGCUCAUCACUGACAUUCAAAGGAUUACACUGGAGAUUAUGACACUCCAACCUAAGUGUGAGGAUGUUGAGACUGCUGAAGGGGUCGCCAUCACUGUCACUGGGGUGGCACAGAUCAAAGUGAUGACAGAUCAUGAUCUUUUGGCAAUUGCUUGCGAGCAGUUUUUGGGCAAAUCCGUCCCCGAAAUUAAAGGAGUGGUUUUGCAAACCUUGGAGGGACAUUUACGCUCAAUUCUAGGCACACUGACAGUGGAGCAAAUCUACCAGGACAGGGACAAGUUUGCCCAGCUGGUGAGGGAGGUGGCAGCUCCCGACGUGGGCAGGAUGGGCAUCGAGAUCCUCAGCUUCACUAUCAAGGAUGUCUAUGAUAAACUGGACUACCUGAGCUCCCUGGGGAAAACUCAGACAGCAGCAGUUCAGAGGGAUGCAGACAUCGGUGUGGCAGAGGCAGAAAGGGAUGCUGGGAUAAGAGAAGCGGAGUGCAAGAAGGAGAUGAUGGAUGUCAAGUUCCUGGCCGACACCAAGAUGGCCGACUCCAAACGAGAACUUGAACUGCAGAAGGCUGCUUUCAACCAAGAAGUCAACACCAAGAAAGCGGAAGCUCAGCUGGCCUAUGAGCUGCAGGCAGCUAAAGAACAGCAGAAGAUCAGGCGGGAGGAGAUAGAGAUUGAGGUGGUUCAGAGGAAGAAGCAGAUCACCAUUGAGGAGAAGGAGAUUGUCCGCACAGAGAUGGAGCUCAUCGCCAUGGUGAAGAGGCCUGCCGAGGCAGAGGCAUACAAGAUGCAGCAGCUGGCUGAGGGACAGAAGAUGAAGAAGGUUCUGACGGCCCAGGCGGAGGCAGAGAAGAUCCGGAGGAUAGGCGAGGCAGAGGCCUGCUCCAUAGAGGCUAUAGGGAAGGCUGAGGCUGAGAAGAUGAGGCUGAAGGCUGAGGCCUACCAGCAGUAUGGAGAGGCAGCCAAGACUMCUCUGGUCCUGGAGGCCCUUCCCAAGAUUGCAGCCAAGGUGGCGGCACCGCUGGCCAGGACCAAUGAGAUAGUCAUCCUGAGCGGGGAGGGCAACCGUGUGACUGGGGAAGUGAAUCGCCUCCUGGCUGAACUUCCAGUGUCCGUCAACGCCCUCACUGGAAUUGACCUAUCAAAGAUCCCACUACUGCAGAAGAUGACCUAUGCUCAGGCCUGAAAACAAUCUCUCUCUUCUACUCCGAAAUCUGUUUUAUGCACUCCCAUAGACUGCCUUCAAUACACUUGAAAUGAUUAUAUAUAUAUAUAUAUAUAUAUAUAUAUAUAUUUUUUUUUUUUUUAUGAAGUGGAUUUUUUUUAACCUCUGGUGCCUUAAUUUCUACAGGACCAGAAUAUCUGCAUGUACUGCUGCUCCUUUAUAUACUCUAUGUAUCUUUGAGUUCACUACUUUUUCAAUCAUGGAAGCCUUUUACAAUAAGUAGAUCACAUGGGAUGCAUUGUUAUCAUUUAGCAUGAACUGAGCCUUUUUUUGUUUAACUCAUAUACCUCUCUAGUCUCUACCUUACCAUGUAAUUUCAGUGAACAGUUAGCUGUUAAGAAGAGCAACCUCAGUGAUUUUCUUCCAAAGGUGUACUCACCUUGCCAAUUAUACACUUCAUGAUUACUGAGUCAUUAUCCAUUCUUGCUAUCACGUGAUUAUUGUAUAGGUUAUGGAAGUUACUGUACUCUAAUGUAUAUAACUUUUCAUUUAACUGAUUUAAUUUGUAUCCUUUAUGAUGAGUUAUGGGUUUUCGCAAUCAGGUGAUAAGUUGUAUGAAGUGCUACAUAAAAUAAGGUGCUCACUGCUUACUAUCCUCAAAUUUAUUUAGGCUUCUACUUAGUCAAAGCUCUGAGUAACUGGGAAUUCUUCCCACUCAAUAAGCAAUCAUGUGUUUUCGUUUAGUUGUAUGUUGUAAACAAUACGUGUAGUACAUUAUUCCUAACACACUUUAAUUUAUAGCAACAAUAAUGGCCUUUUUUACUAAUCACAGAAACCUGAUUGCCAGACCUUUAUUUCUUUGGCUACGAUGCAUCUUUCUGAAUUGGCUCAAAGUAAGUUGAAGUACUGAAUUGACUUCAAGUUUGAGGGAGAGAUUAUGAACUUUGUGGGAUGCUAUGAUCCAGGGUAAUUUAUUGAGAGAACUCCGACAUGGAGAAGGUUCAGUAUGUGAAAUAUUGAAGGGUUUUUGAGUCCAAGAAGUAAAAUGGCGUUACUCAUAGCCAAAUACUAGUCAUUGCACCAUAUCAUUUUUUAUUAUACACGAGUUUAAAAAAAAAAGAAAGAAAAAAAAAAAAGUUUGAACUGGGAUAUGUUUAAGAAGUGAUUUUGUUCAUUCUGUUGAUUUCUUAAUUUCAUGUUUCAUUUGAUUAGUGUGACUUGACUAUAACAUUGACAGACACUUAUUUUUUUUGGGGGGGGGGGUAGCAGUUUUAUACAGUAAUAUAAGUCAAUGUUAAGCCAUGUAAGACAGCCCUUCAGGUUCUGUGCACAAUGUAAUCUUUGCUAAAGAUAACUUUGUAUAUCAUACACUUGUGUCAGAGAAAGAUAUCACUGCUGUUCAGACAAUGCUAUUCAAUGUAUUUAGUAAUUUAUCUUGCUUUUAAUUAAAUAUAAUUGUGAAAAUGGGUAUAUGUGCUGUUACACUAUUGUCAUUCCACAUUACCUCCAUGUUUAUGWUCUGUUUGUUGAGCUCAUUCCAAGACGGAUCAUCACAAUCUGAUUAUAUUGGCUUUUUUUGUGGAGGUAGACUAACUUUCUGCUUGUUUAGUAUCACUAUUUARGUUGUAAUCUUAAACAAGGUGGAGAGUAGCUCUUUGUACAAGGAUAGGGAAAUGGCAGAUCUUGUUCAUUUUUAAUAUAUGUGGAUGCCAUCAUCACUGAUUUGGUGACUUGCACUAUUUAACACAAGAUCAUGGGAAAUGGUAAACCAAGAUGGGAAAUGUCCAGCUAUCAUGUAAGUAGACAGAUUCUAAUUUGCUCAGUGCUUUUUUUGUAAAGAAUAUCAGUGCUCAAACAAUGUUCAAUUGMAAAAAUGCUGUCCUUUUCCCCCUCCCAGACAUAUUGUAACAUUCUUUGUAAUAAGUCAAAUGAAAGUUACUACUAUGAAGGACUGUUAAACUGUUAUGUUUAUUUUUUGCUGCCCUCAUUGAUUUGACUCAUUGCAGCCAAUGUAAUUUUUCUAAUACUGUGAAAAUGUGUCAAUUGUGUAGCAGCUGUCAUUUUGAUUUUUGAGUUACACUGUGGCUUCACGUCCAAAUGCAUUGUUCUCGCUAAGCAUACAAUUUGUAGACAAACCACUAAAGAUAUUGUAUGUUUGAUCCAGAGGUCAUUUGGAAAUAUGCUUUUGUCAUUUUUGUGUGAAAAUCAUCACUUUACUGUUGUGUCAAAUGUAGAGAUAGUGUAGAGAUAUUCACAGUGCAUGUACUUAUGCCACCAGUUUUGUGGUAAUGUAAAUGUUUUUUCUCAACAGGACACAAGUGAUCCUACAUAUUUGUGAAUGUUAUUCAUCUGUAACAUUAUAUAAAAUUACUAUAUUUGUCUUCAUCUGUCAUUCUAAUAAAAUUACAACAAAUA